AGAUCUCCACCCUGCUCUCCCGGCCCUGGUCGUGAGGUCUGUUCCCUUGACCUCAAUCUCAAUCUCUCGCUUGCUCGCGGCCCCCUCCCUCUAUUCUCCUUCUUUUUGCUCCUCGCCCGCGCCCCUGCCCUCACCGAGACACUGUUGAGAGUGAGAGCGCGAGAGAGACUGGGAGAGAGAGAGAGAGACUGAGAGAGGGAGAGAUCCGAGUCGAGGCCAGGCUUCUUCUUCUUUUUCACACUUUACCCUAACCUUCGACCUCGACCUCGACCUCGUUCCCCUUUUCCUCCCCUUCCCUUCCCUUUCCCCUUCGCCUUCGCCUCCGCCCCCCCGUAGCUCCAGCCAGUCAGUCUCUGCUUUCCACGCUGGGCUGGGCUGCGGCUGUACUGUAUCAUUGUUUUUUUUUAUCUUACUUGACCCUCUUUUCAAGUCAUUGCCUGCUUGACUGCACUUUGUUGCUGUUGUUCUCACCACGAGCCGGGACCCUGUUCUCCCGCUCCAUCCACUCUCUCUCUCAACUACCACCUGCCUGGGUACCUACCUGCCUACUCCGUACCUGACCUGGGUGGCUCGCAGCGGCCCGUUGCGACCGACCUUGCUCGCCUGCCUGUCUUGCUCACCACAGUCGUCUUAACCGGCCCGUACUGCGGUGUUUCUCUCUUCUCCCAGCAGCAGGACCCAAAGACCGAUUUAUAAUUCUUUCUAAUCGACUCGUCCAGAGUCAGUUCGUCCAAUUCACUUCCCACGAUACGAUCCCGUGCCGUGCCGUACCGCCAUUCGAACGCCACCCAAGCAGCCAAGUUGCCCGCUUGUCUUGUUCUGCUGCGCUUUUUGGCCACCGCCCCUAAUUCGCUGUCGCUACCCUGCACAUCCCGGCUCGUCCCAGCUCCGUUUCGAUCUCCGGGUAGAGGGCCCUUGUGUUGAUUGCAACCAUCCCACCUGUGCACUUCUGGCACCGCCGCACCGCACCCAGACGCCAAAACAAAAGACAAGCUACUGGUGCCCCCCCUCCCGCUUAUCACCCAAGCCCGCCUGCGAGCCCAAGCCUGCGACUGGCCCGGGUCAACACGACAACACGACACAACGCAUCCGGCACCAGCACAGCAUAACACAACAACGCGGCUCGCUCGUUCAUACCAGUCGUGCGUCUUUUCGCCGACGGUCGCCGUUUCUUCACUGUCUCGUCUUCUCUUCGCGGCCCGCCCCUUCGCGUGCUGUUUCAUAUCCUUGGCUGCAAUCCAUUAAAUAGGACUUCACGUGUUUUCCUGCUUCAUCUGGGCGGACUGGAUCCCGCGCGGGGUCUCUCCUGUAGGGUGGAACCGACAAUUUCCCCAUCGGGCAAUUCUCAACAACUCGACCACUCCCACAGACAUCCACGCUCCAGUCACCACGCCAUUGUCCAUGGUCUAGCAACGCCUCGUGGUUCGAAGGCAUCGUGCUGCUUUUUGUGUCGCUAGAACACAAUGGCUACCUCGAUGGCUUCCGACAAGCCCUCCCUGGUCGUCGGCCAGGGAGAGCCCGACCCCUUCCUCUCCACCGGCACUCCCGCCACCCAACGACACGCCGGCUUCGACUCUCACUUGUUCGCGCUCGGCCCUGGUGCUUCAGCCACCUCCGCGAAGCACGCACUAGAGGCACACCUUGCCGAUACCGACAGACGCAUGGAAGAAGCCGGCAAGCUCGGCACGGCCUUGGUCCAGCAGCGGAAGGAACUCGAGGAGCGCCUCAAGGAGGUGGAGCAACUCGAGGCCGAGGAGGAACUGUCGCCGGAUCUCAAGAAGAAGCUCACGAGUAUCGAGAAGGACUUCAACGAGGUUGCGCGAGAGAGUGCUAGGGCCUUCCUCCCAAAGCAGCGACUCCCUAGCAGCGAGGUGACUGUGGGCAUGCCUUUUACUCCGGAUAAGAGCGGAGUCAGGAGAUCUGCCAGUCCUUCCAAGUUCGAAAAGUUCGAAAGCCUGGCUACUGGAUCGCCCAGCAAGUUCAGCGUGCCCAACCGCAAACUGCGCAAUCAGCCUGCCAACCGCAUCCAUGACAUCGAGUUCGCCGCCGAAAUCAGCACAUCCCUCAUCACCCAGGUCCGAAACUUGCAGGCCCUCCUUCAGGAGAGGGACGAGGAGCUCAAAGAUGUCAAGUCAGACAAGUCCAGCCUGCAGAGAGAGGUGGAGGGCUUCCAGCAGCGGAUGAGGAACCUGGACGAGAGCGAGAUGCGCUACAAGGACGAGAACUGGAACUUGGAGACCCAGAUCCAGGAGCUCAUGGCCGCCCAAAAGGACGCAUCCGACAGGGAGAAGAAGUUGACCAACUCGCUGCAGCUCCUCCAGGCCGACAAGAACUCAACCCAACGGGAACUCGACGAGAUCAAGGCGGCGCAUUCGAAGCUCGCCGACGAACAUGCAGCCGCUGUCAAGCAUCAUGAUAUCGAGCUUGGUAUGGCCAAGCGCAAUGCCGUCAUAGCCGAAGGCGAGCGUGCAGAGAUGCAGCGCAAGAUCGACGAGUUGACCAGCCAGAACCAGGAGCUUGCCAAGGCCAUCUCGCUCGAGAGAGGACGCACCAGCCAGCGAAACACGCCCUCUGGAAGUAGUGAGGAUGACUUGGAGAACGCCGCUGGAAACCUGACCCCGGAGCACUCUCCUCCUCCCUCGCCUAUCAAGCCGACCCCAAGACACUCGAUGCUUGAGAGCGAGACAUUGAAGACCUCUCUCCAGCACGCACAGCGCACGAUCCAGAGUCUCCGCACCAACGUUCACCGAGAGAAGACCGAGAAGCUUGAGCUCAAGCGACUGCUACAGGAUGCCAGGGAUGAGAUCGAGAAGAUGCGCAGCGAUCCUGGUGAGCGGCCCCACCACAGACGUGCCAGGGAGGCCAAGUCCCGAGAGUUCAAGAAGCCAGCGAAGCUCGACAAGCUAGGCACUUCGCGCGCCGUCAAGGCCGAGAUCUUGCAUUUGGAAGACCCCGAGUGGGAGGAGGUUGCGACUCAGAAGGGCUCUCCGCCACUGGGCCACUCGGCCCGGAUGGCUGACAUAGCUCUCCAGUCGACCGAGACUGAUGAGUUUGAAACGGCCAAUGAGGCACACGAGACUACCGACGCUUUCGAGACGGCCCAUGAACGUGGAACCGAGACCGACGACUUCCAGACUGGCGCCGAAGACUUCUUCAGCUCUGACACCGAGACGGAGAGUCCCUCUAAGCGAGCUACACUCAGGGCCAACGCUCUCAAGCGAGCUCCUAUCCUUGCGCCUAACCAGCAGUACUCAUAUGAGAGCACUGCCUCGACGUCCGCAAGUGAGGACGAGGGAGACUACAUGGAUCCCACCAGGACGCCUAAUUCGCCAGCUCAUCUGAUGCGUCUGCGUUCCAGCCGUAGUACCAUGUCCCGGCGUUCAAGACAGUUGAGUGACGGGCCCUCUCUGCAGAGCAGCCCGGCCACCAACCCCAACGGCAGCUUCUCUGGACCAAGUGGCAUGCCGCAACAGAGCUUGUUUGCCGAGCUUAAUGAGCUGGAAGGUAGCGAUGAGGACUCGGUCAUGAAUACGCCCGGUCAGCGGAGCCUUCGCUCUGUCACACCAGGGUCGACUGCAACAGGAAGGACCGCGUCGCUGGCUUCUACUGUGCCAGCUGUCCCCAGCAUCCCAAGGGCUAUGAUGGUGGACAGCGGCAUGGUGACAGAUACGCCGCUUUCACCCCCCCAGAGGCUCACCCUCUCCAAUGUACAUACAGAGGAGGUCGAGCCCCUGGCGGAGCCCGAGCCCGAGCCUGUUCUGCCUCCGAGACUUGGCCUUUCCGGCGUCGUCUCCGAGCACGUCGAACCCAUUCCUGAGCCACAGGUGGUGCCUCCUACAUUAAGCAUUUCCGGCCUGGUCGCUUGUGAUGUUGAGCCGAUCACCGAGCCGGAGGUAACACCUCCUGCUCCUCCUACUUUGACCAUGUCGUCGGUAGUUGCAGAGCACGUUGAGCCAAUGGCUGAGCCAGAAAAGUCGCUGCCUCCUUUAGCCUUGUCCUCGAUCUUGGCCACAGACGUCGCGCCAGUGGCAGAGCCAGAACAGCUAUUGCCCACAUUGGCAAUCUCCUCAAUUCUCGCUGCCGAGGUCGAACCUGUGGCGGAGCCGGAGCCUGAACCACAGAUCGUCCGUGUGGUGGAAUAUGUGGAGGCCCCCAGGCCACCUCCUGCCGAAUUGGCGUUCUCCCAGAUAUCCACAGCAGAGAUCAAGCCCGUGGCGGUGCCUGAUCCUGAGCCGCAAGUCGUGCACGUGAUGGAAUACCUAGAUGCGCCAAAAAUGCCUCCCGCGGAACUUGCGUUCUCCUCGAUUUCGUCCGCCGAGAUCGAACCCGUGGCCGUUCCUGAACCUGAACCACGAGAAGUCCGUGUUGUGGAGUAUGUGGAUGCGCCAAAGCCGCCUCCUGCCGAACUGGUGUUCUCCUCAAUUGCAUCAACAGAAGUCAAGCCUGUGGCUGUACCUGAGCCAGAGCCACGAACUAUCCGAGUCGUGGAGUAUGUGGAGGCACCAAAGCCACCCCCAGCCAAUCUGUCAUUCUCCAACCUCGUGGCUGAAGGCAUUGAGCCACGAGCAGAGCCCGAGACUCCUCUCCCUUCACUUUCCCUGUCUACGAUAGCUUCAGAGCACCUAGAGCCGAGAGCUGAGCCUCAACCACUACCGGCUCCUCUCUCGAUGUCCUCUAUCGUGGCAGAGAACGUUGAACCUAGAGCUGAGCCUCGGCCCGCUUUGUCUGUUUCGAGCAUCUCUGCCGAGCACAUUGAGCCAAGAUCAGAACCGAAGACGCUCCCGCCACCGCUGAGCGUAUCGUCCAUCGUCUCCGAGCAAGUCGAACCGGUCCCACCCGUUCAACCCAGCGAGAACGAGGUCGUUGCGAGAAAGCUUGCGCGUGCUCCGCUGGACUUCUCAUCAAUACAGUCACUAGACACCGCACCUGUGGAGGCUCCAUCAAGCACACUUGGAAAGGUCAUUACUCCUCUUGGCUUUUCCCGCAUUGAGUCGUUGGACACGGAACCUGUCUCGCCUAGAAGCCCGAAGAGGAAUGCCUUCAUCAUUCCGCGAGACCAGGACGAUCGGCCGUCGACUCCAUCAAAGGGUUUCUUCGGAUCCCUGUUUGGACGGGGCAAGGGCCAAGAGCCCGAGACGCCCUUCAUCGCCGAGGACGAGACCAGACAGUCACCGAGAGACACACCUUUGACAAGCACGCCAGAGUCACAACUCCCAUUCAAGGAGAUUUCGACCAACGUCAACAGCAACGCACAGCUUUCCCACAAGGAGAACAUUAAGAUGUCCGACUCAGGUGCUCAGACCUCGCUGACAGCCGAUGUCAUUGACCAGAUACUUCAGGCCAAGAGCAGACAACAAGUACAAAUCGGCCAUCGGAAGUCAGAUUCUGUUGUGAGUACGAACAGCAUGGGCAUGCCUGGCACUGUCCGUGUGCAGCAAUCCCAUGAAAGCCUGAACAGUAUCCUCAAACCUAAGGGCAAAGCCGUGGAUGCUGGCGCCGAGUUUUCUGCGGACGCCGCGUCUCGCAGACCCGAUAGCGCAUCCAGCGCUCGUCCUUCGCUAAAGAACGCACCACCGCUGCCGCCGAACCAUAAGGAGGUCAUUGAGGCUGCGAGGACAGGCACCGCUGGCAGCAUGGGGCCACCGCUCUUCCCUGCGUCUGCCUACAAGAACCCGUUGACCCGGCCUAGGACGCCGAUGUCAGCCAGGUCUGGCAAUGCAAGCGUCAGGGGCACACCGACGCCUCGCCAGGACAGGUUGGACUCUGCGCACGGCACUGUAGAGGUCCACUCACCCACUAGGCUCACCGUGAGGAGCCGAAAGUCGUCCGUCUCUAGCUUCGCUUCCGAGGUGGACGCGCGCUUCCAGAACAUUGGUGGAAUGGGCAUGGACCCACACGGCUUUGGCCCCAACACCGACCCUCGCAUGAUUCAAGCCAUCACCCAAACCAUGAUCGGCGAGUAUCUAUGGAAGUACACUCGUAAAGCAGGCCGCGGCGAGAUGUCUGAGAAGAGACACCGCCGUUACUUCUGGGUUCAUCCUUACACCCGUACCUUGUACUGGAGUGAUCGGGAUCCCAGCAAUGCUGGCCGGUCCGAGCUUCGAGCCAAGAGCGUGCCGAUCGAGGCAGUGCGUGUCGUUACAGACGAUAACCCCAUGCCUCCUGGCUUGCAUCGCAAGAGUCUAGUCAUCAUUUCACCAGGUCGAAGUAUCAAGUUCACCUGUACGACAGGUCAACGGCACGAGACAUGGUUCAACGCCCUCUCGUACCUGCUUCUCCGGACCAAUAGUGAAGGCCAAGCAGAUACGGAGGAGAUGGUGAACGGCAUCACCAGGGAAGAUGUUGACGAGUUCAACCCACAAUACGGACGCCGCCAACCAGCUGGCACGCGACCUCGUGCGCCGCCUUCCAUCUCAUCUUACACCUCCCAGGGGACUCGCAGCCACUCUGCGAUGAACCUGGACGUGCCAACCCUGACACCUAACCACAAGAAAGCGUCAUCCUCGGCGAGUAUCACGCGGCCGUCCUUCACUGGACGACUUAGCGGGUACUGGAAGUCUACCCAAGACUCAAUCAGCACCUUGAAGAGCCGCAGCGGUCCCCAGGACCAGAGCAGUUUCUACGACAACAAUGAGGUGCACGAUAGCGCGGAGGAUCUGAGGUUGAUGUACGAGAAACAGGACAGGGAGGCUGACAGACUGGAUAACGUCCGGUCUUGCUGUGAUGGGAGGCAUGAUGUUGGCACCCUAACACGCAAAAAGGGCAGUCGCCAGUCCCAGCACGGUCACGACCACGCCAGCAUCCAUUCUCAUCCAUCUCGGGCGAGUACGCCCGGCCCGUCAUUAGGGACGAUCAGAUCUGGAUCGUGAUUUCGUCACAAUCCAGCCUCAUCGACUCAGUCACUCACUGAUUAUAUUUCCUUUUUUGUCAACCGACCAUAUGCACCGUAAAUUGCAGAUCGACCGCGGUUCAGCACCCGCCGCUCUUGACUAUUACUACUUGCAAUACAUCCAAAUCGCCUACAACGAGCGUCACGUCUCAGAGAAAAAAAAACUUUACGAACUUGAUGACGCCUAAUCUUCUUUUGCUUGUCUCGGCAUGGAAACCUCAUUUGGCAUCUAUCCAAUCGACUAUCGCCGGGUGGAACUGUUUACUGAUGCUUCGUCGUUACCUCGUCAUCGGUCUCCCCACCUCAGCUUGAGCUUGCUGCCUGAGUGUUUGUAUUGCAGAUACAGACAUGAUCGGGAGACAGCCCUCACGAGUGUUGUUCCACACUGUAUCAGUACGCACACAGGAGAUGAUGGGGCAGCUUGGAAAGGGGAGUUCGCGGAGUAAAGUGCUGUCGAGGAUUACCCAUUGCUUAUAUUUACAUGCUUGCUUUCCUUGAGUCUCUUCUUCUUGGUAAAUCGGUUUCAGGCUGCUGGGGUGGAAGCAGUACGGAGUAUCCUUUCUCUGCUACUCUAUCAUAUCACAGGGUUCGAAAUUGACUGUCUUGGCAUCUUGCAUUGCGACAGGAGAAAGAGGAGAAGGACGGACAGGAUGGGCGGCGGUUGGUAGUUCCGUUGGUGAUUGCAGCAGCGGAAGUAGGCAGAUCACUUGUCUUGGUGGCUGAAUGAUGAUCUCAUAAAAUGUACCUUGCGAACUUGCUCGUCGUGAAAUUAGAAGCUGGAGUUCCUGCCUCACACAAUCUGUUCAUCUACAGAGCGAGGAUUUACACCUAAAGAAACGAGGGGUAUACCCCUAAUGAAAGCAUCACAACCAACCGAUACUCAGAUUGAAUAACAACGCACCCCCUGUCUCACACUACCCUCACGGCUUGCUUAAGUUGGCUGGUGGGUGCCGAGGAGUCACCCUAGACUUUCUGACAAUUUAAUAAUUCUGAUCUUUCUAACCCUGCGGUAGGUUGGCUGACGAGCCACCCUAGGCUUCCCUCUGGGUUGCUUGAUCCGGUCCAGUUGACCUCAUCUGGCAAGCCUGCCAACCCUGCCGUGAGCAAUCAUCCACCACAAAUAGGCGCGGGCCUCAUGGCCGUCAUGGUCCCCAGCCUUGUUCUGCUCCAGUUGUGGUUCAGGCGGUUUAUG
Molecule: messenger RNA, 8081 nt
Organism: Diaporthe batatas
Lineage: Eukaryota; Fungi; Ascomycota; Sordariomycetes; Diaporthales; Diaporthaceae
Exons: 3
Coding region: 1464-6869 (1801 amino acids)
Biological process (GO): microtubule cytoskeleton organization; maintenance of protein location in cell cortex; dynein-driven meiotic oscillatory nuclear movement
Cellular component (GO): cell cortex; mitochondrion
Molecular function (GO): phospholipid binding; tubulin binding
Source: RefSeq, a predicted model, not a curated record